AUGUUUACUCGGUUGCUCCCUCUACCUCUUAUAGCUCUUGUAACAGCAAUCUCAGCCAAGAACUACACAUGUCCCUACCACUUGUACAGCGUUCAAAUAUUCUCCGAGGACCCGCUCGUCAUUUACAUACCUGGUUUCUUGACAGAAAGCGAAGCCCGACACCUUGAGUCUGCGUCCGUAGGACGUUUUACCUCCUCGAAAAUUGCCGAUCAAUCUGGUCAACAGCAGCUCGCCUCAACUCGCACAUCAAAGUCUGCAUCACUACAUAGCGAUGAAGUAGUUCGAUGCAUCGAGGAGCGCGCUUUGCAAUUCCAAGGCUACGAUAUCCCGCGCACACAUCUGGAACCGUUGCAAGCAGUGCAAUAUACCCUGGGAGAAAAAUAUGCGCCGCAUACGGACUGGUUUACUUCUUCGCUCCAAACGACCUCGGAGUUUGGCGGUAAUCGUCUUUCGUCAUUCUUUGUGUACAUCAGCACAUCUGAUGACAUUGUUGGCGGUGGAACACAAUUUCCAUUGCUCGAUGCACCGAACGAUGAGCGGUGGUGCGAAUUUGUGAACUGCGAUGCUGGCUGGGAGGACGGCGUUACAUUCCGGCCAAUCUCUCGAAACGCAGUGUACUGGCGCAACCUUCGAGGUGGGAAAGCUGGAAAGGGGAGGAUGGGAGACCGGAGGACAUUACAUUCUGGACAGCCCGUGCAAAGAGGCACGAAGCUCGGGAUGAAUAUAUGGACGAGGGAGGCGGAAUUGGAUGGUGUCUAUCGGAGUGAGAUCAUUUGA
Molecule: messenger RNA, 777 nt
Organism: Didymosphaeria variabile
Lineage: Eukaryota; Fungi; Ascomycota; Dothideomycetes; Pleosporales; Didymosphaeriaceae
Exons: 1
Coding region: 1-777 (258 amino acids)
Biological process (GO): peptidyl-proline hydroxylation to 4-hydroxy-L-proline
Cellular component (GO): endoplasmic reticulum
Molecular function (GO): iron ion binding; L-ascorbic acid binding; procollagen-proline 4-dioxygenase activity
Source: RefSeq, a predicted model, not a curated record